CUAGGGGCGCUAUAGACACUACAGUGAAACUGUUAUGAGUCCGGAGUUUAAACGAAGAACACAAGCAACACUUUGCUGAUUGUCUUUGAAUCAAAUACAACCAAAAGGUUAAUUUAUGUAGGUAGGAAUUGUUUGUGCAAGUGUAGAAGCAGAGCAGUAGAUUCAAUUCAAGUAGAUUCACAUUACAUUACUGGAGCAUAUUAUUUUUCGCACUGUACCAUUCAUCAUGCUGUCAGAGGUGUUCCAGGGACCGGAAAUGGGAGAAUUCAUUAUAAUUCGAGACACAGCUUGUUAUUCUGGACGACGCCUGCUUAAAUAUUACAUAAACAGCGCCUUAAAGAGGGAGGAAUCGGUCCACGUUUUGGGGUUUGAUGUACCCGAGCAUGAAUUGCGCGCAAAAUUGGACAGCAGUCACCUGCAUUUGCUUCACUUUCAUAAUGCACACAUCGACCCGCUUGGCUGGACCAAGCAGUCGUCGUUCACAGUGAAACAUUUCAGCGCAACAGAAAUCACACGCCGACUUCAGGAGACACAAGAUGCCAAAGCUUCUAUACUCGUCAUUGACUCAUUAUCUUGGGUUUUAAGACAUCAUGACACGGUUACUGUCUGUCAAGAACUUCAGAAGCUCAGGAAAGGUGGCUCUGUAAGGAUGCUUUCUCUCCUACACAUGGAUAUUCACCAGCAAGGAAUUGUGGAAUGUUUAACCCACUUAGCAAGCACUGUCAUUUCUGUUAGACCUGUUAACAAUACACGGUAUGCUGUGGCCACAACAUCACAUCGUAAAAAAUCUAGAAAAGUGAUGCAGAAGGAGGAGUUUUUCAGUUUAACAGAGGACUUAAAACUAUCAACAGAGAUUAAACCAAACCAAACUGGAAAUGUUCAGGCAGACUUACACACCAAGUCUGAGAUGGAUCCAACAUCAAAUUUGACCUUUAAUCUUUGUUUAUCUGAGGUUGAAAGAGCAGAAAAGGAAAAGGUUGCUCUACCCUUUGUCUUCAGUGAAGAAAAAAAGUCUUCUCUACUGAGGCCAGGCCGGGGUUCUGGGCGAAUCAUGUAUGAACCCGAUUCCAAUGAUGAUAUAGAUGACGAAGACCCAGAUGAUGACCUUGAUGUUUAAAAGGUCCCCCUUAGCCCAUUGAUGGAGACUUUCUGGGUUCUGCACACCGAUAUUGAAUAAAAAAUAAACUCAAUUUAAAUGUGCGGUCUAAA
This is a messenger RNA of Silurus meridionalis, 1209 nucleotides long. RefSeq names its product elongator acetyltransferase complex subunit 5 (gene elp5). The record is from RefSeq and is a predicted model, not a curated record. Lineage: Eukaryota; Metazoa; Chordata; Actinopteri; Siluriformes; Siluridae. Gene Ontology annotation, molecular function: tRNA binding. Gene Ontology annotation, cellular component: nucleus; cytosol; elongator holoenzyme complex. Gene Ontology annotation, biological process: tRNA wobble uridine modification.